CAAAGUUGAGCUCCCAAGCAAAUGCACGCUAUCCGGCUAGCAACAGCGACGUGUGCCUAGCUACGGACCAAGUAGAAAUAUCUUGAGUGCGCGUUCUGCCUCCUCUUUGAUAAGCGAGUGUGUAGGUUCAGAUCCUGCUCAGCGUUCCCGUCGUCCCAUUGUCCCUCCAGCCUCUUCCUCAGCAGCAGAACAUCCUAAGCACCGAAGACGACCGAACAGCAGCAUCCCGAUACCGGACACUUCGCUGGCGUAGCCCAGUAUGACUUCUUCCACGGCAGACAAUGUCAAGGAGUCUGCAAAGGACAAGGCGGCUGAGUUGAAGCAAAGGAUCCCGUCCGCCGAUCAGAUCAAAGACACGGCACAACAGACUCUCCAAGAUGCCAAACAGGCAGUUCCCACAUCGAAGGAAGAGCUCAAGGAAAUAGCAGAGGAGACAGGGAAACGUGCAUACCAGAGCUUGCGAGACCUGAUAGCAGGAGGAGUAGGAGGAGUCUGUGCAGUCGUUGUCGGGCAUCCUUUCGAUCUGGUCAAGGUGCGAUUACAGACAGCUGAGAAGGGCGUCUACAAUGGAGCAAUGGACGUGGUGCGGAAGACAAUUGCACGAGAAGGUCCCGUGCGAGGGCUCUACGCCGGUGUCUCUGCACCGCUCGUAGGUGUAACACCCAUGUUCGCCGUAAACUUCUGGGCCUACGGCGUAGGAAAACAACUCGUCGACCGCUUCUCCACAGUCGAAAAUGGCCAAUACUCCGUCGGCCAAGUCUGCGCCGCAGGUUUCUUCUCCGCCAUCCCCAUGACAGCCAUCACCGCGCCCUUCGAACGCGUAAAAAUCAUCCUCCAAAUCCAAGGCCAAAAAGAGCUCAAACCAGGCGAGAAACCGCGCUACAGCGGCGGCGGAGACGUCGUCAGACAAUUAUACAAAGAAGGUGGAAUCCGCUCUGUUUACCGCGGUAGCGUCAUGACUCUCGCUCGUGAUGGACCGGGUUCGGCGGCAUAUUUCGCGACGUAUGAGAUUUUGAAGAAGAAUUUGACGCCUAAGGAUCCGGUUACGGGGAAGCCCGGGCAGAUGAGUUUGACGGCUAUUAUGGCUGCUGGUGGAGCUGCUGGCGUGGCUAUGUGGACGGCUGUGUUUCCUGUUGAUACGAUCAAGUCGAAAUUGCAGAGUGCGGAUAAGGCGCAGACGAUUACGGCGUGCGUGAAGGAGAUUUAUGGGAAAGGUGGUGUGAAGGCUUUCUUCCCUGGGUUGGGUCCUGCGAUGGCGAGAGCGGUGCCUGCGAAUGCGGCGACGUUUUUGGGUGUGGAAUUGGCACAUGCAGCCAUGAAUAAGGUCUUCUAGGGAAGAGACGCACGAUGCGGGAGAAGGCGUGGUUGGCAUAAGAAUGGGUCUGGGAGGAUGGCUUGCGUUUGCUACGCGUGGCUCGACGCCUCUUCUUCACGCGAGAUGGCAAUGGAUCGAAGGAAAUCUUCCUGUGUGACACAGCGUCAACGUGGCCGAGGCGACUGUCCGCCGUUCCGGUCGGCAAGCAAGCGUCUCCGGGGAACGGCAUUUGUCCUCAUCUGCAGCUAUGCGCAACAUGCGAUAGAUCAAUGCCAGGGACGAAAGAUGAAUCAUAGACUCUGGCGUCGACAUGGCUCGACACGUGAUAGAGAAGAAAUGAAUGCACGAGAUGAAGUGG
Molecule: messenger RNA, 1673 nt
Organism: Cercospora beticola
Lineage: Eukaryota; Fungi; Ascomycota; Dothideomycetes; Mycosphaerellales; Mycosphaerellaceae
Biological process (GO): carnitine transmembrane transport; mitochondrial transport
Cellular component (GO): mitochondrial envelope
Molecular function (GO): O-acyl-L-carnitine transmembrane transporter activity
Source: RefSeq, a predicted model, not a curated record